This is a messenger RNA of Priceomyces carsonii, 879 nucleotides long. RefSeq names its product lysophosphatidic acid acyltransferase. Lineage: Eukaryota; Fungi; Ascomycota; Pichiomycetes; Serinales; Debaryomycetaceae. The record is from RefSeq and is a predicted model, not a curated record. The transcript has a single exon. The coding region runs from base 1 to 879 and encodes 292 amino acids.
AUGGAGAAAUUUUCAAACUGGAGAGAUAAGGGAACAGGUAUUUCACCAUUUAUGCCCUUCACAGAACCAAGUAAGGGAUUAACGCAAAAAAUAGGCUUCAUUUUUAAUGUUAUCGAAGUGUUGUUUAAAGCUCCGAUCUUUAUAUUCUUAUUUAUUUUGUACCAGAUAGUUCCUUACAAAGUCGUAGGUAAUCUAAUUUUGUUAUUAUGUGGCUUCAAAGGUUACGAUCUUCUGGUAGAAGGGAUAAGAAAGACAAAGACAGAUCAAAUUGAUUUAAAAAGACCCAGAGCAAAUGACUUAGUGGUUGUUAAUUAUAUUUCACCUAUAGAUGCCCUUAUUGUAUCGUUGUGUUCUAAUGCAUCAUAUAAAAAUACACGUUUCAUUAUACCUGAUAAAGAUGGGCAAUUAUAUUCAUAUUCACUUUGGUCUUUCUUCAAUAACUGUUUUAAUGGAAACAUAGGUGUGCCGACAAGUCAAGAAAAGAUAAGUGACUUGUCAGACUUAAGAGGAGAGCUAGUUUUUCUUUUCAUGGAAGGUACAACAUCGAAUAACAAAGGAUUGCUACCAUUUCCUCCUCUAAAAGCUGACAUACCAGAUUUUUUUAAAAUAAAAGUUUUGGCUUUAAAAUUACAACCAGUUCUGCUAACCUUGCCCUUGCCUGUUAUUUCCAAAAGCUGCUACAUUUUUAGAUUGUUGACUAACUCGAGUAAUAAGAGUUCUAUAAAGACCAAGAUCUAUGAACUUAACGAGUUCGAUAUAGAGCAAAUCAAGAAAUCCUUUGAAUUGAGCCUGUUGUAUCUCAUCGGAAACGAUUUGAAUAUAGAAGAAAAAGCCAAAUUUUAUAAUUAUUACUUGGAUCAUCAUAUCAAAACUAGAUAA